Messenger RNA from Hyla sarda, 10577 nucleotides. Its product is annotated as thyrotropin-releasing hormone receptor-like. Gene Ontology annotation, cellular component: membrane. Bases 290 to 1495 code for a protein of 401 amino acids. NCBI's taxonomy places the organism in Eukaryota, Metazoa, Chordata, Amphibia, Anura, Hylidae. Gene Ontology annotation, molecular function: thyrotropin-releasing hormone receptor activity. Gene Ontology annotation, biological process: phospholipase C-activating G protein-coupled receptor signaling pathway. The transcript is spliced from 4 exons. The record is from RefSeq and is a predicted model, not a curated record.
CUGGUGUAAAGCCCUCUUAUAACUGUCAGCUUGGAGCAUGAGGACAGAGAGGGAGAACUAGGGGAGCAGGCAGCAGCUGAGAACCCAACACAUCCUCAGCUCUAAUGUAUCUACACCCUACAUGCACAACAAACCCCAGAUGCUGACUGGAUAGUGGAUCUGCAUGUCCAUACCAUGCAUCUCCCAGAAUUUACCAUGAAAAAGACCUUCUCCAGUACUGAACCUGAGAAUAUAAUGAAAUCAUUAGUGUAGAUAAGUCUUGGGACUUAGGUAUCCUUCUGUUUACAACAUGGAGAACGGUAGCAAAUUUGACAGUCCAACCAACAUCUCCUUGGCUAACAAAGACUUGGUUUCCAGCAUGAUUGAGUACAAAGCCAUCUCAGUGUUUCUUGUUCUGCUGAUUUGUGGUGUUGGUAUAAUAGGGAACAUCAUGGUGGUCCUUGUGGUUUUCAUAACCCGGGACAUGAGAACACCAACCAACUGUUAUUUGGUCAGCUUGGCAGUGGCGGACUUGAUGGUCCUGGUGGCUGCUGGAUUGCCAAAUGUAUCAGACAGCUUGGCAGGAACGUGGAUAUAUGGACAUGCUGGAUGUCUCGGGAUAACCUACUUCCAGUAUUUGGGUAUCAAUGCCUCCUCCUGCUCUAUAACAGCUUUUACUGUUGAAAGAUACAUUGCAAUUUGCCACCCUAUGAAAGCACAGACCGUAUGCACGGUAUCCCGUGCCAAGCGCAUAAUUGCCAUUGUUUGGUUCUCCACCUGCAUUUACUGCAUGUUGUGGUUCUUCCUCGUGGAUAUACAAGUGAACAAAAGCCAACAAGUGGAAUGUGGUUACAAGGUCUCCCGAAACCUGUACCUUCCCAUUUACUUCACAGACUUUGCUAUAUUUUAUGUUAUUCCGCUUUUCGUGGCCACUGUCUUGUACGGACUUAUUGGACGCAUCUUAUUUCUCAGUCCUAUCCCUAGUCAUCCUGAGAGCACCACAGAGAGAUGGAGGGAAAAAAGCAGCAAAGAAAAAAAUGGGGCAGAAUGCGAAAGCAACAAGAUAAACAGUCGUAAUCGACCUAAAGGAGCGCUGUCCUCAAGGAAACAGGUCACCAAGAUGUUGGCGGUGGUGGUCGCGCUCUUUGCUUUUCUUUGGAUGCCCUACCGGACAUUAGUCCUAGUAAACUCCUUUGUAGAGAAUCCAUACCUGGACCCCUGGUUUCUUCUGUUCUGUCGCAUUUGUGUCUAUGCCAACAGUGCUAUCAACCCGGUCAUCUAUAACCUCAUGUCACAGAAGUUUCGCACAGCUUUUAAAAGGUUGUGUAAGUGUGGCCAAGUAGAGACCCAAAGAAGGAACACUUACAUGACCACCACCACCUACAGCAUGGUAAAGGAUCCCAGCAACGUCAGGCCUGACAAGAAAGAGAAAUCACCUCUAGAGAACCCAACCGUUGUGCCAAAACAGUCCGACAAGCCAAAGGUAGAGGGGGAAUUAUAUUAUAGUGUUGUCUAAACACAUUCUAUGCUCAAGCUUCAUACCACCAGUAAAGUUGAAGAUUUGCUGUAGAGCCAACAUGACAUGACUACAGAGCCACAAAGGCCAAGACUCCCAGCCAAUACCAUACGAGUCAAGCCAAAAUUUUUAAGAUCCUUGAGAAUCCUAGCAAUGUUUGCAGUCUAUACUUAAAUGAAAGACCAUUGUAAUAAUGACACAUUAUAGAUAUACUUGGCUUUAAAUUACCAUGCUUUAGAGCUGCAGACUUUGUCCUCAAAAAAAGGCAUAUGGUCAGGUGUGUUACUUCAGGUCGUGAAUUACUACAUCAAUUACUACAUCAUCACCACUAAGGUUCUUUUUUUUUUUUGUGUGGGGGGUAGGUAUGUCGAAUGAAAGACUCACUAUGGACACCCUUGCUCAGUUGGGUGGCUUCUGAAAUACCUGCAUAAAUAGAGAUGGGGCUCUUACUGAUUUUACUAUGGGGCCUUGUCUCUUCAUUGUAUGUUCUUUAUGACCAACAUUUUUGUGUCCUUUGACUGAUAUCUUUAUUGAAAAUGUUUAGUUGUUAUGUGUGCAUGGCAGUGCUAAAGUUCAUAAAAAUUCCAGUGAAACCCUAUACUAAGUGCAUGGAGACAAAAAUCCUGACAGCAACUAAAUCUGAUCUUUAUUUUGGCCAGCAACCCACCUUUCUUUAUUCAAUAUCUUAUGUCUACAAAAAGUCACUAAAGUUUUGCUGGUGGAAUGAUUAUUGCAAACAGCCCCAUGAAGUAUCUGCAAGGGGGACAAGGCUGACUGCAGAGAGGGCAGAGUUUGGAUGGGGGUUGGUCAUUCCUGGUCAUUUUGUGGAUGUUCCUGGCAAUUUUGCACUAUCCCAAGGGCGAGACUUAUAUGCUCCAGUAUCAUGUUGGCAAAUAUGGGUAAAACUAGGAGCAUAGGAGUGAAGAAGUAGCUGUUUCACCUGGCCUAAUGUCAAAAGGAGGUCAAAAGUCUAUCUGACACAGAAGAAAACACCAUUAUUCUAAAAGGUUGGUUGUGCCCCUGUUACAGAUUUUGCAUUGGUGCUGAGAAGCUUUCAAUUAUACCUCCAGGAGUAGAUAUUUGUGCUAAAAAAUAGUCAGAGAUCUAAUAAAAAAAAUUAGAAUAGUUAAAAUUGUUAAAGGAGUACUCCAGGAUUAGAAAACUUAUCCCCUAUCCUAAGGAUAGGGGAUGAGUUUCAGAUAGCGGGGGCCCAACCGCUGGGGCCCCCCGUGAUCUCCUGUACGGGGCUCUCGGCUCUUUGACGAAAUAGCUCAUUUCGACCACAGCAUGAUGCGGUGUCCGACACGCCCCCUCAAUACAUUUCUAUGGCAGAGGCGGAGGCUACCGAUUGCAGCGCUCCGGCUCUCCCAUAGAGAUGUAUUGAGGGGGCGUGUCGGCUGCCGCGUCAUGCGGUGGUCGGACACAGCCCGUAGCCGCUGACUGUCGGGGCCCCGCACUGGAGAUCGCGGGGGGCCCCAGCGGUCUGACCCCCUGAUAUCUGAAACUUAUCCCCUAUCCUUAGGAUAGGGGAUACGUUUUCUUAUCCCGGAGUACUCCUUUAAUAUUAUGUCUUCUUUGCGAGGUCCCAUUGCACUCAUUAAACAAACUCCAUAAGGUUCCAGUUAGGAGGCAUGUUAACCAUCUGAUAAGAAAUAGGGCUUUUCCUAUUACAUGUGUUCAAGAUUCUAAAGAAAUGUGUCAUGUGAUACCUUUCAGCUCUACUUAAUUGCUCAGAAGGAGCAUAGAAUAAGAGGCUUGUGGAAUAUUUCUUUAUUAUUGAAUAGCAUUUUAAAGGGGAAUUUAAUGGGUUAAACUGCUCCUUUUGUUUCAGAUUUGUUAGGGCCUAGUUAGAAAGCAAUGAAUGGGAUGAUGGUGACAAAUCCCUUUAAAAUUGGUCAUGUUGGCUGAACUAUCAGCCAUCAUGACCUUUUUUUUUUUCCAUAUGGCCCCUGGUAUAUUCUUUUCCCUUAGUACACUGGACCUUUUAUAGCUUUCAGCUGUGGGGCUGAUGCUACGCACGAUAUAUCUCCCAGACAUGGAAGGAGCCUUGAUGUUUUAUCCAAGACAAGGUAAUUAUUGAUUUUCCAGUUUCAGCACAUGAACCUUUCCUCUUCCAGUGGGUUUAAUACGGUUUAUGGAUACGGAUAGUAUGGAUAGAAUAAAAAUACACAAAACAAGAAUGUCACUGGGGCACAGUUUCUCUUCUCUGUUGUCAGUCUUUAAUAGAGCUGUAUGUGAAUUCCUCCUGUGUGUGAGCAGUAUACUCAUCGAUGGUGCAGUUAAGCUGUAUUCAGGUGAACAAAGAAUCAAUACAAAUGCUCUUGUACUGCUGCUGAAUUCUGCUUACCCUGCCAUUUUCUGCAGAGUGUUCUACAGCUGAGAUCAGUGACAUAAUAAAGCCAGGACAACUUGCUCCAAAGAACUAAGAAUUCUUUGCAAGGCCCAGACAUGACUGUAUAUCUCUCAGAAGGUAAUAAUCACCAGUAUAGAUUCCCAAGGAACAACAGAGCAGAACAUGCACCACACGUGUUAAAUGGGAACUGUCAGAUACAAAACUUUAUACACUGGAGAUCUAAAUUAGAGAACAAUUUAUGAACACUUGAUUUUUUCAGAAAUAAUGUAAUCUACAUUGAUCAUCAUUUGAAGGAUUUUUUGUAAGGGGUUCACCAUGCCAUUAGAACAGGGUUUUUUUUUUUUUUUACAAAAUAAAACCAAAGUAUUUCAACAUAAAACCUUUAUUUUUCAAAAGAAAGUGAUGAUGAUAAUUAGAGAACAGCAAUGACUGUAGCAGAGAAAGAUUGUAAGUAAAUUUUCUGAAGGUUACAACAGCAGGAAUCAGUAGGAAGUGUACAGGCCUUUGCUUUGAAUGACUUCAGCACAUCUGCGCCCCCCACAGGACAUUACUAGCCUCUCACACUGCUCUGGGGGGAUUUUGCUUCACUCUUCUUCCAGUCUCUUCCACAGUUUUGUGACUGUUGUAGGUUUCUUGGCCAUAACUUUGUCACCAAGGAUUUUCCAGAGGGUUUCUAUUGGGUUUAGAUCAGGACCCGUUUUGCUGUGUGACAGGGGACAUUGUCCUGCAUGAAUAUUGCUGCUGAUUGAGUGAUGAACACAAGGAAGGAACCAUGUGUUGUUGAAGAAGGUUCUGAUACACACUUGCAUUCACUCUGCCAUGUAGCUGUAUGGGAGGUCCAAUUCCUGCUGCAGAAAACAUUCCCCAAACCAUGACACUUCCUCUUGUACCUUUCACUGACUUCUUUACACACUUUAGGUUCAGUAUUUCCUUAGUUUGUUGAUGAACAUAAUGUGUCCCAUAAGACCCAAAUAAAUUAAACUUGCUUUCAUCACUAUAAUGAACUCUGGACCACUUCUCCUCUGUCCACACAACAUGCUCCUCAGCAAAGGUGAGUCUAGCCUUUUGAUUCUUUCUGCUAAUGAGGUUUGGUUACUGCAGAGUUGGCUUUCAGUCCAAAUGCUCUUAAACGUUGAGACACUGUAUGAUGAGACAGAUCCUUACCCUGUUCAGUGCUGAACUGGCGAGCAAUUCCACCUGCAGUGUUGAAAUGAUUACCCAUGGAGAUUCUCCGCAUUAUCCUGUCUCUCUUGCAUUUGUCUUUCGAGGGCGACCAGCUUUCUUGGGGACUUGAAUGAGUUUAUGAUGUUGUAAAGAUGCAAUGUUCUAGAAAUCACAGACUUGGAACAACCAACUUCUCUUGCUAUGGCUGAUAGGGUCACCCCUUUGGCCUUCAUCUGGACAACCUGCUGCCAGAGGAUUUCAGUCACUUUGGAACAGCACACCAUUUUUGCAAAGUCAGUGAAACUGGAAAGUUAGGCUGCCAGUUAAAUAGGGUUUGUCAGAUCAUUAAGGAAAUUAGCACCAGUUGCCAGAUUAACACCAAUAACUUGCAGAUAUGUGAAAGUGUUCUGUAAUUUUGAUCAGUGUUCUUUUUCAAUUAUCUCAUUUACAUUUUUAUUCUGAGUUUUAGAAUAAAUACAAUUUAUGAAAUAAGCUUAAAAUACAAUUUUACGUAUGUUAGGAUAUAUACACAUAGGACUGCACUAUGACCUUAACAUUUAGGAAACUGUGUGUUGUUCUUUAAAGGACAACUGGAGUGGUACCGUUUUACAUAUGCCCGUGCCCGGGCCUCAAAAAUAAACAAAAUAAACUCAUACAUACCUUCCUACGAGCCCCCGUUGGUCCGGCACAGGCCUCAUGGUCCGGCAGUGCUGACGUCAUUCCAAUUCCUGGGGACGGGGACGCCGCAUAGCCGUUGGCGUAUCACCGUCCGUAGCGAUAAAAAAAAAUUUGGGGUAUAUAUAUUUUAUCCUAAGACAAGUAAAAUUUUACAUAAUGCAUAUCCUCAAUACUUACUUGUGGUCUAAUGCAGAGGAAUUUCUGAAACUGGGGACCAGCACCUUAAUUAUGUUUUGCAGUAUCCAUGGAAGCACAAUGAGAGAACCUGGAGGUGGUAGCAUCAGCAUGAGGAGACCAUAGAGCAGCACAAUUAGAGAGCCUGUAGGUGGCAGCAUCGGCAUGAGGAGACCAUAGAGCAGCACAAUUAGAGGGUCUGGAGGUGGCAGCAUCAGUAUGAGGAGACCAUAUGGCGGCACAAUGACAGUGCCUGGAGGAGGUAACAUCAGCAUGAGGAGACCAUAUGGUGACACAAUGACAGAGCGUGGAGGCUGUAGCAUCAUCAUCAGGAGACCAUAGAGUAGCACAAUGAGAGAGCCUGGAGGUGGCAGCAUCAGCAUGAGGAGACCAUAGAGCAGCACAAUUAGAGAGCCUGGAGGUGGCAGCAUCAUCAUGAGGAGACCAUAUGGCGGCACAAUGACAGAGCCUGGAGGUGGUAGAAUCAGCAUGAGGAGACCAUAUGGUUGCACAAUGACAGAGCGUGGAGGUGGUUGCAUUAGCAUGAGGAGACCAUAGAGCAAAAUGAGAGCCUGGAGGUGGCAGCAUCAGCAUGAAUAGACCAUAUGGUGGCACAAUGACAGAGCCUGGAGGUGGCAGCAUUAGCAUGAGGAGACCAUAGAGCAGCACAAUGACAGAGCCUGGAGGUGGCAGCAGAAGCAUGAGGACCAUGCCAACCGCGGGUUGAGUCUGAGGAACCCACCGACUGUUGACUGGGGGUGUCAGAUGUCACAUGGGAUGAAGUGGAUGACCUGUGAAGGGAAUCGAUCAAUCAAGGUCGCUGGGUUGCUGGUCGAGACACGACUGCUAGCUGACACUGGGAGGUCAGACCUCUUGCUGUGACUCCGGCUGCCACACGCCCCUACUCUGCUGUGACCUCUUCCUGCACCUGAUCAAUUUAGGCCUCUGCCACUCCUUUGUGCACAUCCUGGCACUACUCUGACUGACAUACUUAUUGCGUAUAUGAGGGGAGUACAAUACGCUUCACUACGCUUAAAACAGCAUUUGUCUAGAAUAGCACAGGUUUGUACUAUUGGCUGUCCUUCCACAGUAUCUAGGCCCUUGACAGAUUAACAGGUACAAAAUAGUACACUACUUAGAUGUAGGUAUGUGUUAUGCACUUAUGAGGGCAGAAAAAUGCGAUACAGUACAAUUAAAAAACGUAUUGGGGUAAAACACACUGGUGAUUAUUUUUGAUUGGACUUUCACAAUAUCUAGGCCCUUGACAGAUUAACAGGUAAACUACUUAGAUGACGGUAUGUGAUAUGCACUUAUGAGGGCAGAAAAAUGCGCUACAGUACACUUAAAAAAACCUAUUGGAGUAAAACAUCAGCCAGUGAUUUAUUUUGGCUGUCCUUUCACAGUAUCUAGGUGCUUGGCAGAUUAACAGGUAGAAAAUAGUACACUACUUUGAUAUAUGUAUGGGGUAUGCACUAAAGAGGACAAAAAUAUGCGCUACAGUAUGCUUAAAAAAACGUAUUGGAGAAAAACACCAGCAGAUGAUUACUUUUGCCUGGCCUUUCACAGUAUCUAGGCCCUUGACAAGUUAACAGGUACAAAAUAGUACACUACUUAGAUAUAUGUAUGUGGUAUGCACUUAUGAGGCAAGAAAAAUGCGCUACAGUAUGGUAAAAAAAACAUAUUGGAGUAAAACACCAGCCGGUGAUUACUUUUGCCUGGACUUUCACAGUAUCUAGGCCCUUGACAGAUUAACAGGAACAAAAUACACUACUUAGAUGUAUGUACUCACCUGUAUGUACAGUACUCUUAAAAAACUUAUUUUUGCCCUACACCAGCAGUACACAACAGUGCUGUAGCACAAAAAAGCUGUGUACUAAACCCAAAAUUGCACUCUGUCAAAGACUAUUAGGACUAUUAGAUUUAUGAAGUUGAGGCAGCUUGUUGAAAUGUAUGAGGCACCACACUGCUAUCUGCCCCUCUCUGUAAUACAAUGCUGAAGGGACUGGGAGGUUAAUGGCUGCAGUAAAAAUCCUUUUCAGUGGAAAAAAGCAUUGCUCUCUGUCCAUCAGAAUGCUGAUGUGACUAGGAGGUGAAACACCGCUGGAAAAUGCUUUUCUGUGUAACACACACACAGGCUGUACGUCCUAUCUCUCUACAGUGUAAUGAAUGAAGUGACUGGCUAUAUGGCAAUAUGGCUGCCGAUUAUAUAGGGCUGUGACCUCACAGGGGUGAUUGGCUGCUGAUAGUUUGCAUCCUGCAUGUGAUUCAGGGUCAUGCCGCCUACCUGCCUUCCCGCCUUGCCUUCCCACCUUCCCAGAGUUCACUGCCCCAUGUCCUCACAUGUGGAUCCACCAUUUUAGAUGCCCUGGAGCCUGGACCGCACUAAAUGGAGUUUAAUUAAGCAAUUCGCGCAAUAGAAUCACGGAGAUAUUCACAUUCGUUGCAAAUUGAAUUUUUCAUGAAAUUCUUAAUGAAUUCACAUUAGUCAGCUCCGAUUUGCUCAUUUCUAGACAUGUCUAUUCUUUGCCUGUUCUUUAUGCAGAUAUCGGAAUUAGAAUUUCUGUGCCAGAUGUUUCCGGCACAGAAAACCUGCUUUGUGAACAGCGCAGCAGAAUCCCAUUGAAAUGCUGCUGCAGAAUCUCCAUGCGGAAUUCCAAUAAGGAAUUCCACACAGAAAUUGUGCCUCAUGAACAUAGCCUUAGAGUAGACAUCUAUGGUCAGCUUUAGGCUGUGUUCACAGAGUGCAUUUUUUCAGCAUUUUUUAUCGACUUUUCCCUUGAUUUUUGCAAACUUUCAGUAAAAUGGUGCUAUUUGACAGCAAUCGCGCAAAUCUCUGUAUAAAUAAUGUCCUUUUUUUGCAGCAAACCCACCAAAAUAACAGCAAAAUCGGAUUAAGUAUAAAAAAAAUCACAUAAUCUGAAGAUUCCCCCUGCUUUGGGCACAUUGAUCUUAUCGCACAACACUAUUUUAGACCCAAUAAACUAAAUCACAUAUGGAUUUCCAGGGCACUGUUAUGUGGUCAAACAGCUUACACUAAAAACAAGCCUCAAAGUAUUCUCAAGUAUCCUAGCGCAAGAAAGGGUACUUGUGACAUUCUACAAAGCUAUUCACUGAAAGAUAUCAGAGGUGCUUAUUGUUAAUUGACAUCAACUUGUCUCUGUGAUACCUCUUUAUUUGCUUUUGAUUUGAGUUGGGAAAAUACAUUCCCAAGGUGCUGUUGAUGGAUCCCUAAUUGUUAGUAUUUGACACCAUUUAAUACUUCAGUACAUAAUUGUGCCCUGCUGUGUGUGCAGUAGGAUCAUUAUUUUAUUCACACUGUAUAACAAAAAUCUUUUGCAUUCUUGAAAGUAUUACCAAGCUGCUUUUGACAAUCCCUAUUCGUUAAUGUAUUUAUUAUGAAGUUCUUGUUUUUUACUUAAUCCUGGAGGCACAUGCAACAUGUCCUCAUUCAAAUGCACAAUAUGGAAACAUAAGAUCAACUCUAGGCUUGUUUUUUUUUUUUUGCCCAUACAAUGCACACUCACUAUCGCUAUUCCAAAUGUGCCAUCUGUUUCAUUCUAGCACAACUGCAUCCAUGUGUUUCAUUACUGUAACUGGGUUAUGUGGUCAUCAUGCUGACCUACAGAAAAUCAAUGCUUAAAGGGGUACUCUGCCCCUAGCCAUCUUAUCCCCAAUCCGAAGGAUCCCCCACGAUCUCCAUGCAGCACCCGGCCUCCCAUAGACAUGAAUAGAGGGGGCGUGGCAUAAUGUCACGGCCCCCGCUGCAGGAACACAGCAUUCUAAACAUACUGUUUAGAACCCCAGGUGCUGCACAGAGAUCGCAGGGGGUCCCAGCGGCGGGACCCCUACGAUCAGACAUCUUAUCAUCUAUCCUUUGGAUAGGGGAUAAGAUGGCUAGGGGCGGAGUACAACUUAAAUGUUUCAGAGGAAGUGGUCAGUCCUGUAUCAUGUGAUUUCCUGUGAACCUUCCGGUUCUAUCUGUAUCUUGCUACUGCUGCUUUCUUGAUGGGAUUAAGAAAUAUAGUAAUUGUAUACCAUCCAUGAGGCUGUAUUCACACAUUAUAUUUUUUCUACAUUUUGUAUGUAUUAUUGCUGUGAUUUUCCCUAAAUCACAGGAAAAGGGCGCUAUUUUACUGUGAUUGUAACAUGUGAACAAAGCCUGAAGACGUUGUAUCUUUAUAUAGCACCUCUUAUAGGUCAAAUCACUUUAUCCUCAAGGCAAUAUUUUUAUAAAGACACAUUCUGAAUAAGAAAACACAUUAAAAUGCACAGAAUGUAAACUGACCCACAACCCAUUUAUACAUUUAGACUGAUGCCUGCUGUUGUCUAGCCAGGUAAUUAGAUCACCAGGUGCAGUGAUGAGACUCCACCUUCUCUCUCUCUCUCUCUCUCUGCAUAGCCAGAGGAUUAUUCUGUAAUAUUAACCAAUGCUGCACUAUUUAAGCAAGAAAAUCCUGGACUGCUUCUUUAACAGCAACUUGUUGAUGGUUCUCACACAAAGCAGCUUUUUUGGUUUUAUAUAGUGGGACCAAAGAAUGAAUGUGUAGGUGGGUAAACAUUUUUCUACUCAUCAAAAAUAAGAUGGGAGGGGGCUUUAAUGUAUAAACAAGAGGUUUGUAUGUAGCUGAAUAUAUUUUUUAGGAAUUAAUAUAUGAUGUCAUGUGGCUCUAUAUAUAUAUUUAUUGUAUGAGACUUUGUGUUUUGAAAAUUAAA